AUGUCUGACGAGGAAGAUUAUCAGGAUAUGGGCCAUGAUGAUUAUGGCGGAGAUGAGGACAUGGAUGAUCUUGAUGUAAAUCAAUUAGGAGAUGACGAAGUAGAAAAUCUUGCUAUUCUAAGUUCGGAUCAGAAGACAGCGUCAACUGAAAAGAUAACAACUCCUUUUAUGACAAAGUAUGAACGUGCUAGGAUUCUCGGUACCAGAGCAUUACAAAUAGCUCUGGGAGCUCCUGUGAUGGUAGAAUUAGAAGGUGAGACAGAUCCUCUUGAAAUUGCUAGAAAAGAAUUGAAAGAACAAAAAAUUCCAAUUAUCAUUAGACGAUAUUUACCAGAUGGAAGUUUCGAAGAUUGGGGUGUUGAUGAAUUGUUUAUAAACUAUUUCUAA
Molecule: messenger RNA, 387 nt
Organism: Strongyloides ratti
Lineage: Eukaryota; Metazoa; Nematoda; Chromadorea; Rhabditida; Strongyloididae
Product: DNA-directed RNA polymerases I, II, and III subunit RPABC2
Exons: 1
Coding region: 1-387 (128 amino acids)
Biological process (GO): DNA-templated transcription
Cellular component (GO): RNA polymerase I complex; RNA polymerase III complex; nucleus
Molecular function (GO): DNA-directed RNA polymerase activity; DNA binding
Source: RefSeq, a predicted model, not a curated record